This is a messenger RNA of Corythoichthys intestinalis (scribbled pipefish), 3204 nucleotides long. RefSeq names its product family with sequence similarity 13 member C (gene fam13c). The record is from RefSeq and is a predicted model, not a curated record. The transcript has 12 exons. Bases 625 to 2124 code for a protein of 499 amino acids. NCBI's taxonomy places the organism in Eukaryota, Metazoa, Chordata, Actinopteri, Syngnathiformes, Syngnathidae.
UUCUAAUGUGUGCAACGCUGCAACUUGGCCACCGGAGUGAAGUGUAACGCAGAGCUGCUGGAUUACAAAUGUUGCUGUUCAUACUACAAAUAUUGACAUGAAAUGCCCCCAUCUUCGUGUAGAAAUGCUACGUGACUCCCGCAUCACGUAGCCGCCCUAGCUCGCUCUGACAACGUUGCCUUGGUUACGCCUCACAUCCUCCUCCUCGCGCACGCCCACGCCGCACGCAACGACACGAACGGUAUUCCCGCCGCGCCCCUUCUUGCCGUGACUGAUGAAUAAUCCAUGUAAAGGCAGUUGAGCAGCAGGAGUGCAGGGAAUGCCGGCUGGGAAGGGAUGCCAUGUGCGUACAUUGGAAGGAGCAUUUACUACGUAUAUUCUCACAUGAUGGACUUCUGUAUUGGAUCAAGCACUUGGACGCCAACAUGUUUGGAGUGGGAAUUUAAAGACUUAUUUGGUUGAGCGCAAUCACGAUGGAGGUGAUGUUCGAGACGUGAGGAAAUCCAAGGCGGAGGAUGCUUCUACUAGGAUUUACUACUUCCCCUCACACCCCAAACGUGGCGUGACACCUCAUCUCUCUGGAGGACUUCUAAGAUCAGGAAAGACCCCUUUUCGCUCGUAGCUAUGUUCUGUUUCUGCUUCCAGAGCCCCUCCUUGAAGCUCCAAGCCCUUGAAGCUGAUUUGAGUUCCCCUGACUCAGAGCACGAAGAACUCCGAGACCUGAAGAAUUUGUCGGGCCCCCAGCAGCCUCUUUUGAGCAGGCAGUCCAGCCUCCAUUUGGACCACAAGCCGCUCUUCCACUCUCCUCCGACAACGCCAGCUCAGGACACGGCCGACUCAUCACAACACAUGCCCUCCCCGUCUUCCUGUAUCCCUGCUCCGUCCACCACCUCUCCUCCCGAGGGAGCCCCAGGAAAUGACAAACCCUCCCCGAGCUCACCAAGCAGGCCUCCCCUGCUCUCGACUUUCACCACCAGCGAGUGCCCCGUCCCGUCGCCUCGCUGCCCCAACCUGAGCAGUAGCCUACGCUACAACCUGGACCCUGACACUGCCCCUUCGCCGCCGUGCUCGCAGCACAUACGCAUGGCACGCUGCAGUAUCCGCGCCGAACCGGACGAUUGCUCCUUGUCCGUGUCCGUGUUGAAAAGACACGUCCAGACCUUGAGGAAAAGGAUCAGACAGCUGGAGGAACAUUUUGAGCAGGAGAGGCUCAAGCCAUCCUAUUAUGACAAGACCGCUCAUCCCGAGGUUGCCAGACUGAUCAAGGAGCUCCUGAAAAGCCGCAAGCAGCUGAAAGAGCUCAAGCUGUGUCAUGCAGAGGAAGGUGUCUUGAAAGGAUCAUUAGACCCUCCAUUGGAAAGAGCCAUCGCAAGUGAGGGCGCCCUUCCGGUUCUAGAGCUUCAACAAGCGAACAACUACAGCAACACCAAACCCAGCGUGGAAGAAACACUCCACAUCAUCACCAAAAGACUGAGCGAAAGGCGGCUAGAACUCAGCAUGCCGGAUAGCAUCAAGGAGAUGACACAGUCCCAGAUUAGGAUGGAGAAAUCCAGCCUCCAGAAGUGUUUGCUCUACUUUGAGAGUCUGCAUGGACGUCCGGGUAGCGUGAGCGAGCGGUCACUGGUCCAACCUUUCUACGAGCGCUACCGCAUCCUCAAACAGCUACUGCUUUCCUCCAAUGCCUCUACACUCAUUACCACCAUUGAGGAAGAAGAGAGCUCUGAUGACGAUCAUCCCAACCAGCAAAUCCCAAAACAGCAGUGUGUGUCAACGGGGGCACCUCUGCCCCCUCCCACCUUGGAAAUAUCGGACACACCACCGGUUUCGCCUCUGGAGGAAGUCAAGUGUGUCCAGCCGCCGAUUGUCACCAUGGCAACACUCCAUGAGGCUUCCAGAUCGGAAUUACUGGAUCAUCUUCGGAUCACCCGCUUAGAAAAACGGCGGCUACACCGAGCACUACGGGAAUUUGAGGACCUUUUCUACACUCUUAGUGGCAGGGUCUGUCAGAAGGAGGACCGCGGACCCAUGGCGGAGGAGUACUGCCAGUACAAGAACCUCAAAGCCAAACUGCGCCUGCUCGAGGCCCUGCUCAGCAAAAAACAGGACACAGCCAAGAGCAACUGAGCUUUUAGUCCAAAGCCUCUAGAAGAAAGAUGAGGAAGAUGAAGCACUUUACAGGAGGGAAAUUGUAUUUAAAGUUUUUAUUCCAAAAAGCACAUGAUGAAGCAAGUGUAUGUUAUGUAGCAUACUUGAUGACCUUAUUGUACAUUGUAUGUUAUGUAAAUAUUUGUGUAGGUGUAUUAUGGCACUUACUAUUUUCUGUUUGUCCUUAUUGUGGGGUAUUUGAUUUUUUUUUCUUAAAUAUCUUGGGCAAAAGAGGGCAGCAAUUGUAUGAGGGUGCAUUAGGACCAGGCUUAAUAGAAACAAAAAGCUUUCUGAGCAGUCUAUAUUUUUUUCAAGAAAAAGUGAGAACAACAUGAGAAAGUCAUGUUCCGAAUGGAACAAGUGUUGCCCCCCCCCCCCCGUAAUAGUUGAGCAGCAGACUCUUGGAAAAAAACUGACAAAAAAAACGUUUAACAUAAUUAGUUGGGGGGAGGGGUAUGUGGCAAUAUCACCGAACAAAUUAAUAACUUUUAGAAAAAAUAUGAAAACAAAUGUUAUAUUUUUGAGGAAAACAUAAAGAGGAAAAUAUAUUUCCUAUAAAAAUGUAAUUUUAUGACAAAAAAAGUUGUAAACAGCUAAUAAAUGUAAACAAUUUUAUUUGAAAAAUGUGAAAGAAGUAUAUGUAUUUGGUUUGAAUUCCAAAAUGUGUUAAUGUAAAGACAUUAUUUUUCUCACUAAGCCAACUUUCUCUUGAAAAUAUGCCAAAAAAUUAUGAACUUUUCUCCUUCUUCCUUGUCAGUGGGACCCAGUCAUUUGGACGAAAUGCAACUAGUGUUUGGUUUUAGGCCUUCAUUGUGCUAUAUUGUGCAAAUAUUUUGUUUAAACCUCAAUUUAUUGUGACAAUUCAGUUUGAAUGUUCACUUUCCAAACUAGUGAAUGUUGACAUUGCAGUGCAUCACAGUUCGCCUCCAGUUUGCUUGAUGAGAAUUCCUCUUAAAUGCUAUUAAUGACAUGAAUCAGAGCUCUGUGCACUUCUGGUUUAUAUAAUACUCUAUAUGUACAUAUGAAUGUAUCAAUAAAAAAUAAAUAUUUUUUCACAUU